Trichomonas vaginalis G3 is the source of this 1308-nucleotide messenger RNA. RefSeq lists its product as uncharacterized. The record is from RefSeq and is a predicted model, not a curated record. Bases 1 to 1308 code for a protein of 435 amino acids. Lineage: Eukaryota; Parabasalia; Trichomonadida; Trichomonadidae. The transcript has a single exon.
AUGUUUAGGAGAAAAGAAAAAAAGAAUAUUGAACAGCCACAGCCUGCUCCAGCUCCAGUAGCACCAUCGCCUCCUCCAAAACCUGUUUUUACAUAUUCUCCAGAUAUGUUAGAACUCCAAGAAAUGCAAAUGGUCGAAAGUCAAACUAUCUUGGACGGAGAGCAGAAUGCUGCAUUCAGCAAAUUAGUUCAAUGGUUAAAUUUACAUGUUUUUUGUGUUCCUUAUUUAUAUUUUCGUGUCAACUCAGGAAAAAUGGAUGAAAAAUUUUCAACUUUCAAACAAAAUGUAUUAAGAGCGCUUGUUAUGGAAGGAAUAGAUCUCAUCAAAAAGCACGAGACAUUGGUAAAACAACUUGAUAAUAAUACCUCUUCUUCUGCCGCAAGAUCUUUUGUAAUUACAAAUUAUAUCAAUAUGCCAACCGCCAUGAGUACAUGGAGAUCCAUAAAGGAGCAUGAUUUCUCCACCCUGCUCCUUAAAAGAGAAAUUAAUACCAUUAUUACCCUUGCCGUUCGAGAUCUUAAAAUUACAGCGGCAAACUUAGUAUCUCUCCUCACUUCUGUUGAUGCCAUUCCAUUGAAUUAUAUUCCUAUUAUCAGAUUCUCAGAGCUAGACCUCUCUACUUCUGAAAUUGUCGCAGCCAGACCGAUUUGUUCAUUAUGUACCCAAAAAAUCAUCGAGAUACAGCAGCUUAACAGCGAACUUUUCACUACACUUAAUGAUUUGACACAACUGUACGCUGAUCAGUCAGAAUUAUCAUUACAAAAUCAAAGAAAUCAGUUGAAGAACAUUUUUAGUGUUCAAAAGCAAUUUUACGACCAAGAAUCGAACUCUAUGAUGCUUACAGCAAGGACCGAUAAGUUUGAAGACCUUAUUUUUCAUCCAAAUUUUGUUUGCCACAAUCUUAUUUCGGCAUUUCUUCAAAAGCCUGAUGCAGAGAAUUACUGGAAUGCAGUUAAUGACAUUCUCGCUAUUUUCCAGAUCGAAGAAGAUGAUAAACCUCUGUUUUUAGCAUUAUGUUCUUAUGUACUCCCCAAUUUUGCAGCUCCGACCUUGAAGUUCGAUGGUCUUGGUUCAGAUAACGCCGAGCAACAGAACCAUGGCUUCGAAUUCCUCGCAACAACCGAUCCUAUCCAAUGUCUCCACCAAAUAAAGACAAUUGGCGUAAGGCAAUUGGCUCUUAUCGCGCAGUCAUUCACAACCGACUGGAAAUCUCUGUACCAAUUCGCUGUAGACUUCACUGAUUCACAACUAAUACCUUCUGUUGCUGAAAUUCGUCAGUCAAUCAUUGAAACUGUUCUCUCUAAGUAA